Molecule: messenger RNA, 546 nt
Organism: Cajanus cajan (pigeon pea)
Lineage: Eukaryota; Viridiplantae; Streptophyta; Magnoliopsida; Fabales; Fabaceae
Source: RefSeq, a predicted model, not a curated record
AUGAAACUUCAAAAGAUUCCACUUGAGAGCGGCAUCCAUCCCCUUGGUUAUUUCGACAAUAAGGUAUUCUCUAUAGCACCGUCUUCUUCCCUCAAAGCGGAAAGGGAUUGUUCUUCUUGGCCUCUGUUCACAUUAUCACAUCACUUAGUGAUAUGGUACUGUGCUCAGAAAGUGUAUCCUGGUCAGCACUUUAGAAAGUAUGCGGUGUUGGGUGAUGACGUCUGUAUAAUGGACGCCAACGUCGCCGACGCUUAUCAGCAAACCCUUGAUAGACUUGGAGUUGAGAUUUCAGUCUCAAAGUCUCUGGUCUCUCAUAGUGGUGCUGCUGAGUUUGCCAAAAGAUUUCGAGUUAAGAAUAUAACUUUUGAUUUAUCUCCAGUGUCGAUUCGAAACUUGCUCAACUCUCAUCACUUGCCUGGUACGGUGUCGCUUUUGAAUACCUAUGGUAUCAAACGAUUCUCGACGCUAGCAAGGUUGCAUUUUUCCUUCAUGCCAUUGUCGGGGAAGCUCUUACAGUUUUCGGAAAAAAUCCUCGGUUUCCUUUAA